Messenger RNA from Drosophila willistoni, 1267 nucleotides. RefSeq names its product peritrophin-44. Gene Ontology annotation, molecular function: chitin binding. NCBI's taxonomy places the organism in Eukaryota, Metazoa, Arthropoda, Insecta, Diptera, Drosophilidae. The transcript is spliced from 2 exons. Gene Ontology annotation, cellular component: extracellular region. Bases 83 to 1174 code for a protein of 363 amino acids. The record is from RefSeq and is a predicted model, not a curated record.
UUGUGGUAGCAAACGGGCAAACAAACUUAAAGGAUAUACAUAUACACACAUAUAUAGAAUUUACUCAAGGAUAUUGCCAAAAAUGAAGCCAGCUAUUACCAUUCUGGCUGUUACCAGCUGCCUGUUUGCUGCAACAGUGGCCACCACCAGCAGCAAGACCCUGACCAAUUUUAAUUCACUAACGGUAAGCGAGAUGUGCGCUUUGAUGCCAUGGGAUACAAGCUUCCUGCGUCCCAACACCUGCGACCAUUGGGUACGCUGUCCAGAUAAAGACAACGCAUUGGAGGAAGGAUCCUGUGCCUCAGGACUAUACUAUAACAAGGAACUGGGACGUUGCAAUUUGGCUGAUGGUGUUUCAUGUCCCUAUUACGGCGAAGAGACGACAACCAACACCAAUGUGUGCGCCAAUGAGGUGGAUGGCACUUUCAUUGCCGAUACCACAAGUGAGAAUUGCCGUGGCUAUAUACUCUGCCAAGCGCACAAAUCGAUCAAGGCCAAUUGCCCCAAUGAAUUGAUCUUCAAUCCAACUUCCCGUUCCUGUGUAUAUUCCACACAAUACACUUGCCCCGUGACCAACAAGAGGAUCAGUACCCCGGCUUGUCGCGGUGUGGCCAAUGCUACACGUCUUGCCCACGAUGAACAUUGCGAGAAAUAUUACGUUUGCAUCGACGAGAUGGCCGAGGAGCAUGAGUGUCCCGUUCAGAUGGCCUACGAUGUGAAUCACGGACGUUGUGUCUCAAUCAGUGAGGUCACUUGCUAUGCCACCGCUGCCCUGCCCGAGCCCGAGAAUACCUUCUGUCUGGAUACCGAAACAGGCAAAGCUCUAAGCGGUUACUUUGCAGACAGCGAGUCAUGCAGUGCUUACUACAUUUGUGAUGAGCCCGUCAAGGGGGUGCAUGAUAAGGAACCAAAGCAUUUGGAGUGCGCCCUUGGCCAGUAUUUCGACUAUGUGAAAUUGUCGUGCCGCGACCGCCUCAAUGUGCGUUGCCUGCUCGAUCGUUGUAUGGGCAAUUCGAUGGAAUAUGUGAAUGUUGCUGGCGAUUGCCAAUCAUAUGGCCGCUGCUCGAAUGGCUCCACUGUGGGCACUGGCCGUUGUCCCGAUGGCUAUUAUUUCGAUGAGCGCAGUCAAGGCUGCACCACCACCAACCACAACUACAUUGCCUGUUCAGCCUAGAUAAAUAUAUAUAUAUAUAUAUAUAUAUGUAUAUAUCAUCAUCACAGCUCGAGGAGUAUAUAAUUCAGCAAAUAAAACUAAAUCACAACAAAA